Molecule: messenger RNA, 1286 nt
Organism: Dichomitus squalens LYAD-421 SS1
Lineage: Eukaryota; Fungi; Basidiomycota; Agaricomycetes; Polyporales; Polyporaceae
Product: t-SNARE
Exons: 7
Coding region: 125-1159 (344 amino acids)
Biological process (GO): intracellular protein transport; vesicle fusion; endoplasmic reticulum to Golgi vesicle-mediated transport
Cellular component (GO): SNARE complex; Golgi membrane; endomembrane system
Molecular function (GO): SNARE binding; SNAP receptor activity
Source: RefSeq, a predicted model, not a curated record
GUGCAACACAAGUUGUUUCCUCUCCUCCGUCUACUAUCUGCUACUUUUCGUCCUCGCCUACGUCGCUCAUUUUUGUCUCUAUACCCUAUCCGUCGCCUGGUAUCCUUAUUCCUCAACGUAAACAAUGCCCGUCCAAGACCGCACCAACGAGUUCCGCGCGUGCGUCGAGUCCAUACGCAGCCGGUCCUCCGUCCCCGCGCGAGGUACAGCACAGCAGAAGCAGCGGCUGUUACAGCAGAGCAAGAGUGGAGGGAGCAAGUCGGAGUUCACGAGGAUGGCGUCUGCUAUCGGGAAGGAUAUUAGCAGCACGACAAUCAAGCUGGGGAAAUUGGCCCAACUCGCCAAGCGCAAAACGCUCUUCGAUGAUAGACCCGUGGAGAUCAGCGAACUUACCUACAUUAUCAAACAAGACAUUGCCAAUAUCAACAAGCAGAUUGCCCAGCUGCAAGCGUAUGUCAAAGAGCGCAAAGCUCAGAGUGCCAAGUCUCCAGAGGGGAAGCAGUUAGAGGAGCAUAAUCACAACGUUGUCAUGCUGCUGCAAAGCAAGCUUGCGGAUACCAGCAUGACGUUCAAGGAUGUGCUGGAGAUCAGGACGCAGAACAUGAAAGAGUCCAAGGACCGGACCGAGCAGUUCAUGCACUCCACGUCAGCAGCAGCCAGUCAGGCACCGCCAAGUUCGCUGCUCUAUGGGAAUGCACAGCGUCAUGACCCAAUGGGUGACGGAAGCACAUUCGGCCAGUCGCGCCUGGACACCAAAGGCAAGGGACGUGCGACGCCACAGAACGGCGACAUCCUCGCGCUCGACCUCCACUCCGCGGAGGAAGGCACCGCGGCACCACACGGCGAUGCGUUCAUGCAGAUGCAACUGGUUGAGCAGCAGGACAGCUAUAUUCAGACGCGCUCAACCGCCAUCGAGUCCAUCGAGUCAACGAUUGCAGAGCUCGGUCAGAUCUUCACCCAGCUUGCUCAGAUGGUGGCCGAGCAACGGGAGACCGUGCAGCGCAUUGACGCAGAUACCGUCGACAUUGCAUCUAACGUCAGCGGAGCGCAGCGAGAGCUGCUCAAGUACUACGCUAGUAUCUCGAGCAAUCGCUGGCUCAUGCUAAAGGUGUUUGGCGUGCUGAUCGUUUUCUUCCUUAUCUUCAUCCUUGUCUCAUGAUUCGGGCUGGCCCGCGUAUGUUUAUGUUCAGAUAAUAGGUCCCAUGGACAUUUAGGAGAUAGAGCAGCUAGAUUCCCACCGCGAUGUUACGCAUGCAAGAGAAAACAGCCGUGCUCGUCGAAACCAG